GAGCUGCUGCCCGGCCACACUGUAGCCAGGGGAGGGCUCCGGGUGCUGCGACUGGUGGGGGGGAGGGCUGCUCUCUGUGCUCCCCACAGCCGGGGAGCUGCAAAUUAUUGCUGCUGCUUCUCCUGGGACCCGGGAGCCCACCAGGCGGAGCCGGAGACUGCAGCGAUGGGUAAAUCUCCCCAGCAUUCCAGCAGGGACAGGGGCCCCUUUGCUCCACCCCACACCCAUCAGGUCUGAAAGGACUGAGGCCAGGUCUACACUACAGACCUAUAAGUUGAACCGAUAAAAGAUAUCACCCUUGUCUCUCUUGAAUAAGGGCGGCUUGACUUCAGCACUUCUGAAGGUCAUGGGAGAUGGCAGCCAUGAUGAACAAGGGAAAACAAGGGCCAGUGACCUUCAAGAAGGAGACUCAUCAUGCAGGAGAACUGUGAGAAUGUGACCUCGCUGGCAGGUGAUGGGACGGUGAGCGAGAGCCAGGAGGAGACUCCUCAGCAGGAAGGUCCUGAGCAGGUAGAACCACAGGGGAUCGUGCUGGGAAGACCUGAAGAGGAUAUUUUUCAAAGUUCUGAGCCGAGAGAAUCCUGUGAGACUCAGUGCAGGCCAGAGGGGCAGCUGGGAAACCCCCCAGAGGACAGACAGGGAAAAUCCAGUCACCGGGAGGGAGGUUUGGAGGACCUCAAUAGGACCACAAUGCAGCUGAGAAUCAGCACUAAAGAGAAACGGCAUGAAUGUGCUGAGUGUGGGAAAAGCUUCAACCAGAGAUCAAACCUGAUUGUACAUCAGAGAGUUCACACAGGAGAGAGACCUUAUAGCUGCCCUGACUGCAGGAAAAGCUUCAAGCAGAGUUCAGACCUUCUUCGACAUCAAAGAAUUCACACUGGAGAGAGGCCCUACCGAUGUCCCGUCUGUGGGAAAAGCUUCAAUCAGAGCUCAGAACUUAUUAAACAUCAGAGAACCCACACGGGAGAGAAACCCUAUAAGUGCCCUGAGUGCGGGAAAAACUUCAAUCAGAGCUCAGAACUUGUUAAACAUCAGAGAAUUCACACAGGAGAGAGACCCUAUAAGUGCUUGGACUGUGGAGAAACCUUUAGCCAGAGCUCACACCUUACUGUGCAUCAGAGAAUCCACACGGGAGAGAGACCCUAUAAGUGCCCCAUGUGCGGAGAAAGUUUCAGUGUGAGAUCAGCCCUUACUACACAUCAAAGGAUCCAUACAGGAGAGAAACCCUAUGAUUGUCCCAUCUGUGAAGAAAGUUUCAGUCAGGUCUCAGCCCUUAUUACACAUCAGAGAAUCCACUCUGGAGAGAGACCCUAUAAAUGCCCCGACUGCGGGAAAAGCUUCACGCAGAGCUCAGCCCUAAUUAGACAUCAGAGAACCCACAUGGGAGAGACACCCUAUAAAUGCCUAGACUGUGGGAAAAGCUUCAAGGCAAAGGUCUCUCUGAUGUCCCACCAGAAACUGCACACAGGAUAGAAGGUGUCAGGAGCUUUCCCUGCGGGGCAAUGGGUCUGUGCCCUCCUGAAGCAAACUGUAAAUGUGCUUCCUUUGAGGAUGAUCUGGGUAGGGACAGCAGGCUGGUGGAUGGUUUGGGGGGUGGUUGGUGGAGCCCGGAGAAGAAGGAAAUGCUGGGCACUGGGGAGAUGAGUCAUUUCAGGGUCCGAGGGGAGCAAGUGGUGGGAUCAGUGGGGAGAUGUUUCUGUGGGUUCCACACACUCUUUCCAGUGUAGGGAAGAAGUAAAAAUGCCCCAUUGUCA
This is a messenger RNA of Caretta caretta (loggerhead turtle), 1754 nucleotides long. RefSeq lists its product as uncharacterized. The record is from RefSeq and is a predicted model, not a curated record. Gene Ontology annotation, biological process: regulation of immune system process; negative regulation of transcription by RNA polymerase II; regulation of cytokine production. Gene Ontology annotation, cellular component: nucleoplasm. Gene Ontology annotation, molecular function: RNA polymerase II cis-regulatory region sequence-specific DNA binding; DNA-binding transcription repressor activity, RNA polymerase II-specific. NCBI's taxonomy places the organism in Eukaryota, Metazoa, Chordata, Testudines, Cheloniidae.